Metarhizium robertsii ARSEF 23 is the source of this 1185-nucleotide messenger RNA. RefSeq lists its product as uncharacterized. The coding region runs from base 1 to 1185 and encodes 394 amino acids. The transcript is spliced from 3 exons. Lineage: Eukaryota; Fungi; Ascomycota; Sordariomycetes; Hypocreales; Clavicipitaceae. The record is from RefSeq and is a predicted model, not a curated record.
AUGUCUCAACGUCGGGUAAAUCGAACUGCCACGGUCCAGUGGAGGGAAGUUCAGAGAGAGGAGUCCCUGCCUAUUCAGCGGUCUUUUGCCCAGUUUCAGCCUCGACGCAUUUCUAGCAACCUCGAGCUUCCCGAGACACUCGCUGGAAUCUCCAUUCGUGUCCCAUGCGAUCAGAAUUUCAAAAACACAGAGAUAGAAGAUCCCGUCUUCGAGGCCGUUGCUGCUACGGCUCAACUGGGGAUAGAUAUACUACACAGCUCUACGGGAUUCUCGGGUCUUAUGGACACCGGAAAGCAGAUCAUCGAGGAGACACUACGCAAUAACCCCAGUCAACGUUGCCGAGAUGCCAAAGGCAUUGAGAAACAUACCAAAGACUACCUCAAGCGCAUUACAGAAAACUUUCCUGUCCUCCUAGUCCACGAUAUGAGAGCAGCUACGAAUGGAAGAACUACCAAAGGCACAUGGGAGGUCCCUCAGGACAGGUUAUUCCCCCCCCACCAUGCCGGCGCCAUUGAGAUCAACCGUAUACUCGUGGAUCGCUUAAUCGACGCCAGACAGGCAGCCCUACUUGAUAGCAACGAUCAAAAUGCUCGGGACAGGUUCUACACAUUAUCGUUUAGAAUCGGUGCUACUAUCGCCCAUGAGCUAUGCCAUGUGUUUACAACCUUCCUUCUUUACGAUCCCAAUGCGAAUACACCCCCGGCUGUGAGUUACGCGGGCUGGGGGAACACAAUGGUAGGCGAAUCUGGGCGGCGCUGGGAGUCUUUGACCUUUGGAGGCGUCGUCGAUAUGCGACAAGGAUCUUGGAUGGAACGAGUAGGUCUCAAGUUGUCCGGAGGCAGGAGAACCUUUGUGGUCAACCCCCCCUCUUUCAAGGCAAUAGCACGCAGAGACUUUAGUGUUUUCCCACUAGUUGAUGAAGACUGCAGCAAGAGGGGAGGGAAGCCACACAUUAUAGACACCGACUCUUGGCUAGCAAAAUACGGCAACAUUUAUGAAGCCUACAGCGAAAACGAUAACCACCAACCCGAGCGGCUCCCGAAGCACGUCCUUGACUGUGCCAUGUCUGGGGCUGGUGAAUUCACCCGGCUGUCGGCUGAUAAAUUGCGGAACUGGACGCUUGGUAUCGAUGAAGGAAUUGGUGGGAGGCCCAGCUGGUCAUGGACAAUAAAGAUGUCGGCCUAG